GAAGUGGAGUCCGAGAUGUCAGCCCUACGAGCUAGCUCCAUGUCCAUAUAUCAGAGGACCUUCUACAUGAUAACUACAGUAUAGUCACAAAAAUCCCACAUGGAAAAUCCCGUGGAAACAUACAUCGUCGGGAAGGGAGUACCGGUGACGAAUUGCUAACCAAGGUUUUACUACAGUUCGGUGACUUCAUCGUUUGACUAUUUACCUCAGGAGGUCACUUUUGAAGGCUUUCUACAAAAUUCGCAAUCAUGCAUCCCCACGAUACGGACGUUCACACCAUCUCGCCGGAGCUGCCCGCCAUGUUCGACGGCAUGAAGCUGGCCGCCGUGGCCACGGUGCUCUACAUCCUGGUGCGCUGCCUGAACCUCAAGAGUCCCACGGCGCCGCCCGACCUCAUCUACCAGGACACGCCCCUCAACCGCUUCCUCCUCAAGUCCUGCCCCCAGCUCACCAAAGAGUACAUUCCUCCCUUGCUCUGGGGUAAGAGCGGCCACCUUCAGACGGCCCUGUACGGAAAGCUGGGGCGGGUGAGCUCCCCUCAUCCCUGUGGAGUCCGGAAGUUCCUGCCCAUGCAGGACGGAGCCACGUCCACCUUUGACCUCUUUGAGCCGCUGGCUGAGCACAGGACAGGAGGCGACAUCACCAUGGUGAUAUGCCCCGGCAUCGGUAACCACAGCGAGAAGCACUACAUCCGGACCUUUGUGGACUACUCCCAGAGGGAAGGCUACCGCUGUGCCGUGCUCAACCACCUGGGGGCUCUGCCCAACAUAGAGCUGACGUCGCCCAGGAUGUUCACCUACGGCUGCACAUGGGAGUUCUCCGCCAUGGUGGGCUACAUUAAGAAGGCCUACCCUCAGACCCAGCUGAUCGUGAUCGGCUUCAGCCUGGGAGGAAACAUAGUGUGCAAGUUCCUGGGGGAGAACCGGAACAACCAGGAGAGAGUCCUCUGCUCUGUCAGCGUCUGCCAGGGCUACAGCGCUCUCAGGGCCCAGGAAACAUUCCUACAGUGGGACCAGUGUAGACGGUUCUACAACUUCCUCAUGGCCGACAACAUGAAGAAAAUCAUCCUCUCACACAGGGAAAGUCUCUUCGGCGGGACCUCGUCGAAAAGGAUCGACGCAGACCUAAGUCGGCUGUACACGUCCACUUCCAUCAUGCAGAUAGACGACAACAUCAUGAGGAAAUUCCACGGCCACAGCUCCCUCAAAGAAUACUACGAGAAGGAGAGCUGUGUCCAUUACAUCCACAAUGUGAACGUGCCGCUGCUGCUGGUAAACUCGGCGGACGACCCCCUGGUCCACGACUCACUGCUCACCAUUCCUCGCACGCUAGCAGAGAAGAAGCAGAACGUGGUGUUUGCGCUGACUCUGCACGGGGGCCACCUGGGCUUCUUCGAGGGGGCGGUGCUCUUCCCCCAGCCCCUCACCUGGAUGGACAAGGUGAUCGUGGGCUACGCCAACGCCAUGUGCCAGUGGGACAAGCAGAAGCCCCCCUGCCAAAAAAGUGCCACCGGCAGCCCCCCGCAAGCAGAGGGCGGCUGUGCCGAGGAGAAGGCCUGAGACACACACACACACACACACACACACACACACACACACACACACACACACACACACACACACACACACACACACACACACACACACACACACACACACACACACACACACACACACACACACACACACAGACACACACAGAGUCUCUGCGUGUGUAGAUUCUGGUCCUUUAGUGGUCACUACUGCCCCCCCCCUCCCAGGCCCUGGCCUUGGCCUCCCCCCAUCCCCACCUGCAGAACACGCGUGAUACUAAUGAUAAAGGGGCAAACUAAAACCAACUGCCUUGGUGCUCUUUAUAAUCGCGAGUGGAUCCCAAUCGGAUUUUAGGGAAACACACACACACACACACACACACGCACACAUACGCCUACGCUCAUCAUCCCGGGACGUGGAUGUGUUGACCAAAUACAAAAUGCACACAUAACUGAGGAAGUCUGCGAUCUACAUGCCAUACUGUUGCCAUACCAUGACCCCCAUUCUACACCACCGGUUCCAAAACCUUGUUGGCGAACCACACGUGGAAACAAGCCCAUUCCUGCACCCCUUCCGCUCUGGGCACGGGGCGACACAUUGAGGACCGCCCCCCCCCCCCCAGCGGAGGACCUCUGCUGUGCGACACCAUUUCACCGUUCUAUAUAUAGUCAAUAGUCAAUAUUUUUGUACCUCGAGAGAAAAAAGCAUCAACGCAUACAAUGGCUGAUACAUAUCCAACGUGUUCUCGGUAUCCUAGCGAUCUGUAAGAGGGGUUCUGGUGGAAGCCACAGGCUCAGACCGUACAAGUCAAACCAAGAGCACAUAAGAAGACUCAUUCCGUCUUAAACAUCCUGUAUGGAGCUCACUACUUCUCUACGCCAUGGCUGUACGCCUAGUUUUCUGCGUGUGCGUGCGUGUGUGUGUGUGUGUGCGUUUUUUCUGUGCGUGUCUUUGUCGUUUCACGCCUGAGAGUGCGUGACCCAAUCUCACCAUGAAACCCGUGUCCAUCAUGGUGAAUUUCAACUACUAAGUGGGGGUGGGGGUGGUGUGUUGUUGUGGGAGUCUCCCACCGCUGUCUGCCACAGUCUGGCCCAGUGCCAUGUUAACGACCCCCUGAAGCAGACAGGCUCUCCAGACCCGGCCAGGGAACGUAUAUAUGCAAUGCAGGGUUUCCCCCGCGCAUUCCGACUGCGUUUUAUUUAAUGUUCUUUCCUUUUCAUCACGUUCGACCUUCAAUGCACUUUAUUGCUCUGUUGAUACGACGACUUUAUUUCCUCGUUUUGGUGUUUUAGUUGUCUUUUAUUAAGUUUUGUUUUUUCCAAGGCGGCCGUUCAUGCUUAAUCAGUUGAGAUUGCCGUCGGUGUAGUUCGAUGUCCCCCAUCGCUACGGCGACGAGGGAGGUAUACGGGGAGGAAAGGAGAGGUUUGGCUGCUGUUAUGAGUGCAGAGUCUUCCGAUGACCCCAUGCCACGCCCCCACACCUCCACCCCACGUGUGUUCCAACCAGAGGACCAUAUGUGCUCCUCUCGGAUUUUCUGUUUUUCUUCUCCUUGAGCCCGUCUGCUCUUUCACCCACCAUUGACCGGCGCCAGCGUCAAAGCAGGCGAAGGAGUGCUCGACUAGUGCUCUGCUACUGCCCUGCCGGAGCACAGAGGACAGCUCACUGGCACCCCCCAGUGGCCGCCCGUCAUGCUCCCUAACCCCGCACCAUACAACCCUCCCCCCGAUCCCAUCGCCCAUGUGUUCUGAGAGAUCAUAUCUCUGGAGCGCGGGCCGUUGUAAAGUGUGCAGCGCACACCUUGUGGGGGAAAGUGCAGGUUUUCCGUGGCGGUCUUGUCAUGAAUUAGUUUUUAGUCACUUCUUUUUGAUCUGAGCUGUGAGGUGCUGUGAAGAGCGGUAAAGAGGCCACUGGAUACCCGAUCGCCGUUGAGCCAAAUGUUUGACUCUAGUUCAGUAGUUGUCAGAAUUAGUGGGGAUUUGUACAGUUUUGUGUGUGUGUGUGUGUGUGUGUGUGUGUGUGUGUGUGUGUGUGUGUGUGUGUGUGUGUGUGUGUGUGUGUGUGUGUGUGUGUGUGUGUGUGUGUGUGUUUGUGGCUUAAGGUUACUUUUGCGAGUGAGGACACCACUGAAUUGUUGUCCCUUUAUUUCAACCAGGCCGAUUUAGUCAAGGAGUCGCCCCACCUUCCCAGCCGGCGUGCACAGCAGGUUUAUCCAAGUUUUGGAGUUUCAUUUUUUUAUUAUUUUUUUAAAAAUCGAUCUUGCAAACGGUGUUCUAUUAAAAAAAAUCUAGAGUUAAGUAUUCAUAUGCUGCAUAAGAAAAUAUUCAAGCAAGAUACAAAUAAGAAAACGCUCUACUGUGAACACUGAUUGGACCGGUCUAAUGCCGGGACAAUCAACGCGGCUACAAACCGCUUCUGAACUGCUGCUGUUCGCCAAGUCAAUAUGCAGAACUUGAAAUAGUAUUCAUUUUCUUGUUUGGAAAUUGUGUUUGCUCAUUUGUAGCAAGCGCUAACCGUAGAUGAAUUCAGACGGGUGUUUUCAGAUGCUCAACUGCUAUAUCCUAUUCCUGGUCAGACUCUUUCACGUGAGGUCUGUCCUUCUGCCUUUUGAAUCUUCUAAUCUGUAUUGCGCCACCCGUAGGUAGGGAGUGGCAACUGUAACGUCUUAAACAUGCUGAUGGCAUCAUCCAGUCAUGCAGUUCCAAUCCAUAAGGGUUCAGUUGGCAGUUCACAGCAAGUCUAAGUCAGAUUGGUUUACUGCUUUAUUUUUUUAAACACCAGCACGCCCCGCUGUGGUGCCACAACGAAAGUUGAUUGUGUUUUUUAUUUAUUUUUUUAUUUUCUUAUUUCUUUGGAGAACUAUGACUCCCCAUAACUUUGCACAAUGAUGCAGGUUUGGGUGUGUUGGCUACGAUCGUUCGUUUUCUAUGUUAUUAUUUUGUGGGGUUUUUGUACUAAAUAUUGUUAUCGUGACUAAUUGUGUUAUUAUUAUUAUUGUCCUGUUUGAAAAACAUCAGAGUGGGAGUAUUAUGAAGAUAGACAUAGCUGUGUUAUGUCAAAACACCACAUCUUGAUAACCAAACCAAAACUCGUCUUCACUUUAAGAUACCUAUUGAAAUGUACUAAAAUCUAUACAAAUCUCUAUAUAGCAUACAGUAUAUAUAUAUAUAAAAUAGAAUAUACAUUUAAAUAUUUGAGGGACCAGGGAUUAUCAAUACUGGCAAUAACGGAAGGAUUGGAAGGGUUUUCUUAUGCCAAUCCUUUAUGUAAUAAAACCAACUGUGUCAAAAGUGUUUUAGAAAGAUACUAAUGCCUGGAGCUUGUUGUUUUCAUUUGUUUCUCAUGUUUUUUUUAUGAGAAUUGGAUUGUGAUUUUUUUCUUUCCAUUCAUAUAAAACAGUUUUAACCCUAGCCCCGGUCCACCUGUAUAAUUAAAACCUAGGGCCGUGUGUUUUCUGCAUUGGACGUUGCAAGAGAUGUGUCUUGACGUGUUAAAUCAACGUCUUGUAGUGUUUGGAAUUAAUUCGGGAUUUAGGAGACCUUUUUAACAAUGUUCUCUCAAUGCGCUGUCUCCCACCUGGACUCUUCCACAGGUCCACUUUUGAGUUUACAAGACAUUCUGUGACGUUCUGAGAUGGUUAUGUGCUGUGGCGUUUGGGGAAGGGAUAGAAACGGACGAUAUUUUCAUGCAUCUCUCAUGAACUCUGGUCACUGGUGUAAUUUGUUUAGGGAACCAAAUGCUUUGUGGCGUACUGAUUUUGAGAGAAUAUGGGUAUUGUGUUAAAAAAAAAUAAACUAUUUUCUCAAAAGAAAAAGGUUUCUUGCACUUUACUACUUUGUCGUGGUAAUAUUUAUGAGUUUGACUUAAAAAAAGAUAUAGCUAUUAACUGAUAUCAUUUAUAAAGAUAUCGGUAUCAGAAACUUUCAAACACGUUUUAUACUCAAUAUACUCAACACUUGUGUUGGAAAUGAUUUUACAGCGAUAUUGUAAUAUUGCAUCGUUAUCUGGGAACAACUAAUUUAUAUUGGUUUAUAGAGCAUUGAACAUUUGCACGAUUUAAUAUUCUUGCUAAACAUACAUUUGUAUUUUAUUGGACAUUGAAUAAGGCUGUUUCAAAAAGGCAAAAACGUGCACGGCAAUGCAAAGUUUGACCCUUGCCUAAUCUAACCAAGGAUAUUCUGCUAAUCAAAUAUUAUUCUACAGUUCUUCCAAGACCCUCAUAUUAAGGACUCUGCUAACACCAUCUAGGUGUUCAGCUUUCCUACCGAGUCGAUAAAACACUAUUUUAAGGCAACACUUGUUUCGAGUUAUAUUUCUAACUGUUCCUUACUACCACCAUUUUACUGGUUUUGUACCGCAUCCAGGUUCAACCCAUCUUUCAACUUUCAUAUUCCGUUUUACUUUUCCUCAGUCUCGAUAUAUAUAUAUUUUUUACAAACAUCCCUUUUGCCUCAAAUAUUGACCACUUGUAAAAAAAAAAAAGAAGAAAAUCUAAUUCAAUUCUAGAUGCAUUUUUUUUUGCCAUUGAAUACAUGUUUUAGGUGAAGGGGGAAAUGGCAAGGAUAGUUGAGAACAGAGAGAGAAAAGGCAAGAAGCAUCCAGAUGUCAGGGCACCGUGGGUACAACUGGAGGGCGUGGUUCCCGCCUGGUGUUCUGAGGUGUUUAACCAGUGCAUGUUCAGAGAGCAGUGUCUUCAGAACCGAAGAUCUUGGAGGCCACAGCCUUGUAGUCAGUGACGGGAGCUUUUCCAUCAAAGUCUGCUGGCAGCAGGUUCGCAUCGAAAUCCUUGAAGAAGCCGUCCAGCUCAUCGCCGUGGACAAACACCUGUGGUGAGUUAUGGGAUGGAUUUAGAGGCGCCGAGUCUAACAGGUUGAAAACUACUAAUGAUAACAU
Molecule: messenger RNA, 6422 nt
Organism: Gadus chalcogrammus (walleye pollock)
Lineage: Eukaryota; Metazoa; Chordata; Actinopteri; Gadiformes; Gadidae
Product: monoacylglycerol lipase ABHD2
Exons: 11
Coding region: 249-1559 (436 amino acids)
Biological process (GO): medium-chain fatty acid catabolic process; sperm capacitation; medium-chain fatty acid biosynthetic process
Cellular component (GO): sperm plasma membrane; sperm flagellum
Molecular function (GO): acetylesterase activity; monoacylglycerol lipase activity
Source: RefSeq, a predicted model, not a curated record